This is a messenger RNA of Prunus avium (sweet cherry), 1893 nucleotides long. RefSeq names its product transcription factor bHLH130-like. Gene Ontology annotation, cellular component: nucleus. Gene Ontology annotation, biological process: regulation of transcription by RNA polymerase II. Gene Ontology annotation, molecular function: DNA-binding transcription factor activity, RNA polymerase II-specific; protein dimerization activity; RNA polymerase II cis-regulatory region sequence-specific DNA binding. NCBI's taxonomy places the organism in Eukaryota, Viridiplantae, Streptophyta, Magnoliopsida, Rosales, Rosaceae. The record is from RefSeq and is a predicted model, not a curated record.
GAAAGAAAGGAGAUGAGCCAUUGCAAAACAUUGUUCUUAUCUGUGUUUUUUUGAAGGAGACUGUUGGUUGCUGACUCAGAUUCAGAAGCACAGAGAAAACGUAGCUGCUUUGAUUGCAGAGGAACAAAAAUCCAUAAAGAUUCUCACUUCUGGUCGUUUGGAAAAUAUUUUCAAUCCCUGCAGAAUUCAGAGUUCAUUUCCAGAUACGGAAAUUGAAUUGAGUUGUGAUUUGGGUUCAAUUUAGAUCAAAGCUGAAGUAGAUCUUAUCUGGGUGGGUCUUGUUCUCAGUCAGAUGAAUCUUGAAGCAACCCAAGUGUUACAUAGUGUUUGAAUUUGCAAGGAUUCAGAUUAGCAGACAAGAAAGGAAACAAGAAGUUAUUGGCACUGUUCAGAAUCUGGAAAAAAAAAAAAACUAUGAGUAGCCUUUUGUACAAAUACAAUCCUAAUUUUAAGUGUUCAGAGGCAGAGCUGAGGAAGAAUCACACAGAGUUCAUGGAUUCAAAUAUUUUCCAGCCACAGCAGCCACAGCAGCUACAUCAGCAGCUGCAGCAGCCGCCGCAGCAGAGCUCUGGCCUAAUGCGGUAUCGGUCUGCUCCGAGCUCAUUUCUAACGGAUUUGGUAGAUAACAAUGGUGGUGUUGUGUGUGAUGAUUCGCGGUAUCUCCGACCUUCAAGCCCCGAAGUGGAAACGGUGUUAGCCAGGUUCAUUUCUUCAUGUAAUGAACCAGAUCAUCAUGACAAUGGUGCCAAUAGUCUGCCGCAUCAGUUUGAAGAGAGGGUUGUGAAGCAGGAAGCAGGGGACUCUGUUUCUAAACAGAAUGGCUACUCAAAUUCUUCUCAUAUGAUGUACCAAGCUGAACAAGUUCAUGCUUUGGAUAAUAACUCCUUUGCUGCUAUCAACUCUACGGGGUUGGAGAAUUCGAUGCAGUCAAAAAUUGGUGUCGGAAAUCGCUCUAAUCUUGUGAGACAAAGUAGCUCUCCAGCUGGAUUCUUUCCUGACUUAACCGUUGACAAUGGCUUUAAUGUGAUGAAAGAUGCUGCAAGUUUUAGAGCAGGCAAUGGUAUAAAUGGAGAAGCUAGUCCAUCAUCAACUUCUAGGUUGAAUAAUCAACUGAACUUCUCAUCUGGGCCAUCUUCAUACUCAAGACGUAUGCCUCGGAUUGCUGAAAUGGGGAAUGGAAACAUGGGAGAUGGUAGCCAACAGGAUCAAGGUUUGGGAAAUGCUAGCAAUUCACAUUGCAUUUCUAACUUCCCAAGUGAUUCUUGGGACAUUUCUUCAUUUAAUGACCUCAAAAGAGGCAGAAACAAUGAUGGGAACAAGUUUUCUAAUUCAACUGCAUUGGAAACUCAGAACAAUGAUUUUGGAAACCGCAAUCACAGCCUGACGCAUCAUUUGAGCUUGCCGAAACGUUUUGAGAUGCCUGCUAUGGAGAAGUUUUUGCAAUUUGAAGAUUCGAUUCCAUGUAAAAUUCGUGCCAAAAGAGGUUUCGCCACUCACCCGCGAAGCAUUGCAGAGAGGAUGAGAAGGACACGGAUUAGCGAAAGAAUGAAGAAAUUGCAGGAUCUUUUCCCAAACAUGGACAAGCAAAUAAACACAGCAGAAAUGUUGGACUUGGCGGUUGAGUUCAUUAAAGACCUUCAGAAACAGGUUAAGACACUCGGGGAGACAAAGGCGAAGUGCAGUUGUUCAAGUAAACAGAAAUAAAUUGAUUCAAAUCCUUCUGCCUCAUAUAUUCAUGUAAAGCUUGUAGUAUAGGAAGAUGGAAAGUAAAAGAAACCAAUUUCUUUUUGUUUUUUCUCCUUUGUAUUUCACCGAAGAGAUAAUAGUAGGAUGGUAGCAUUUACUGUGGGUGCAUGGGAAUUUUAAUCUAUUUCAUGUUAGCUUUUAGAUCCA